Molecule: messenger RNA, 291 nt
Organism: Clunio marinus
Lineage: Eukaryota; Metazoa; Arthropoda; Insecta; Diptera; Chironomidae
Source: the annotation of a GenBank genome assembly
AUGAACUCGGAAAAAAAGAUUAACGUCUCUACUGACCCUUUAAUUAUUUUUAAAACGAUUAAAAACCAAGCAGAACCGCAUUUCCUCAUGUUGUUUAAAGAUACGGGCGUAGCAAUUGAAGAUGGUAGUGACAAGCAAAUUGUUUAUGUUUUGUUUCAACUUCAACUUUUAACGAUAAAACAUUCAGCUUUGUGUCCGAUUAAAACUGUUGUUUAUGAUUUCAAUCAUCAAUCACAUCUCGGGAAAAGAUUUGUUGGGCUUUUAUUGUGUUCUUUUUGUCAUGACAAUUAA